Molecule: messenger RNA, 894 nt
Organism: Capronia epimyces CBS 606.96
Lineage: Eukaryota; Fungi; Ascomycota; Eurotiomycetes; Chaetothyriales; Herpotrichiellaceae
Exons: 1
Coding region: 1-894 (297 amino acids)
Source: RefSeq, a predicted model, not a curated record
AUGAAGCCCUUUUUUCUGCUCGGCACAGCAGUCUCAAUCCUAGGAACAUUGACAUGUGGCCUCCCGGCGGUGCCAAUGCUUCCGAAAAUCACGAUCCGAGAGGAAGCUAGGCAGCUCUUUGCCAUACCUACGAGCGCCAGCAUUUUAAUUCGACAACAUGUAUACAUGGCUGCUUCGGCAACUAUCGUGGAACCAGUGUCAAUGACCGGCGCCGGAACGCAUGGGAAGCGAGAGCGAGAGCGAGAGCCAGAGCCAGAGCCAGAGCCAGAGCCAGACCAUCCGAAUGCGAAUCCUGUGGACGAUGUGGACGAGGUUUCUAUUCAGCCAGCCACCACCAAUACAAGGCCUCCCCACGGAAGAGAUGAGCAUGCUUCUCACUUUGGGAAAUUCUUCCCCUACCAUCCUGGCGACGUUUCCCAAUCUGCAUCGGCAUCGGCUGCAUCUCCCAGUUUUCCAGUCGGCUCAACCACAACUUCACCAGGUUCGGAUUCGGGAGAAGGAGAGGACCCUGCUUCCAAUUCCAAUUCCAAUGGGACAACUAGUACUGAGGACAGUUCCGCUCCAUCGACAUCGACAUCGACAUCGACAGUCUCAGUAACGGUCACCAGCGCACUGCCGACGGGAAUCAGAACUCUUCCUCCCACCACAGCAAUCACAGGGGCUGCUAUGCCAGAGCCUCUUCCAGCAGCUGCUUCCACCUCGACCUCGACCUCGACCUCGACCUCGAACAGUCCUUCUGCGUCUGCUUCUGCUUCUGCUUCUGUAUUGAGUUCUGUCACGGGCACGGGCACAGGGACAAGCACGAGUUGUCCAACGGCAUCCAGAAGCAGAAGCGCGGAUCAGUCAGAACAGCCGCUGCCCCUAAUACUCACCGUCGUCCCUGUCUCUCUUUAG